Molecule: messenger RNA, 1439 nt
Organism: Triticum urartu
Lineage: Eukaryota; Viridiplantae; Streptophyta; Magnoliopsida; Poales; Poaceae
Product: S-adenosyl-L-methionine-dependent methyltransferases superfamily protein
Biological process (GO): tRNA methylation
Cellular component (GO): nucleus; tRNA (m1A) methyltransferase complex
Molecular function (GO): tRNA (adenine(58)-N1)-methyltransferase activity
Source: RefSeq, a predicted model, not a curated record
AAAAAAACUCAGUCACAGAAAACCUCCCCAAAUUCAAGGGUUUACACAUAAACCGCACACCGCCGCCGCCGCCGCCCAGACUCUCGUCUCCCGGUCGCGAUGAUGGUUCCACUCGAUCCAUGCAACAAGCCCACCUCGCAGCGCCGCAUCACGGAGGGCGACACCGUCGUGGUGUACGAACGGCACGACUCGAUGCGCGCAGUCACCGUCAGCGCCGCCGGCGUACUGCAGAACCGAUUCGGCGUCUUCCGCCACGCCGACUGGCUCGGCCGCCACUUCGGAUCCAAGGUAUUCAGCAGCGGCGGUGUCGGGGGCAAGGGCGGUCGCAAGGCCGGCGGCGGGUUCGUCCACCUCCUCGCGCCCACCCCGGAGCUCUGGACCCUCGUGCUCAGCCACCGGACACAGAUCCUCUACAUUGCCGAUAUCAGCCUCGUGGUGGCAUACCUCGAGCUCGUCCCUGGGUGCGUCGUGCUGGAGUCCGGGACGGGCAGCGGUUCGCUCACCACCUCGCUAGCCCGCGCCGUCGCGCCGCACGGGCGCGUGUACACGUUUGAUUUCCACGACCAGAGGGCAGACUCGGCAAGGGAAGAUUUUGAGAAGAAUGGCCUAAGCAGCCUUAUUACAGUUGCUGUUCGGGACAUACAAGGACAAGGAUUCCCAGAUGAGUACUCUGGAGCUGCUGAUGCUGUGUUCCUGGACUUACCCCAGCCUUGGCUGGCAAUACCGUCAGCUGGUACAAUGCUACGACAAGAUGGUGUUCUAUGCUCCUUUUCACCUUGCAUUGAACAAGUACAGCGUGCUUGCGAAACUAUGAGGUCUUGUUUCACAGAUAUUAGAACUUUUGAAAUUCUUCUUCGCACCUAUGAAGUACAUGAAGGUGCUCUGAAGAGUGCAACCGUCAACGAAGCCUCUAGCGAGGGUUGUUCACUUCCUGGGAAGAAACGGAAAAUUCGGUCAGCUGGAGAAGCCUUAGACAGUACUCAGACAUCCUCUGUUAUUGCUAGGCCUUGCAGCACAGCUAGAGGACACACUGGCUACUUGACAUUUGCAAGGAAAAGUGUGCAAGGGAGCCAAACUGGGGCCGCUGAAGUUUGCCCCACAUCUUAGACCAGUAAAAAUGCACAUUGGUGCCCGAAUUUUUCCCAUCCGAAGUAUGCGCUGUUAUUCCUUCAUUCAUAGUGCACACCGCUGCAGAAUUUCUCUAACCUGUACUGAGUUGUAACCAUUUGGGGACGUGGUAAAGAGAAUAUUAUUGCCUUCAUAAGGGAACAACAAAGUGUGGACGACGCAAGCAAAGUCGUGGCCAGUGGAUCUACCUGAUGAAUUAGGAUAUGCUCGUAGCCAAUGGGCCAUGGUACCUUGAGAUUGUUGUGAACGGCGUUGUAGUAACUAUCGAACUUAAAUGAUUUAUAGAUCUAUCUUUGUCUUUGUGAUCUCAA